AUGUCUCCCUCCACUAUGAAGCAAUGGGUCAUUCAAGAUAAGGAACACGACCUCGACGGCCUUGUUUACCAGGAUGCCGCUGUUCCGAAAGUCGGUGAGAACGAAGUGCUAGUGAGGCUUGAAGCUGCAUCGCUGAAUUAUCGCGAUCUGAUUAUCCCCAAGGGCCAAUAUCCAUUCGCUCUGGAUCUGCCUGUAGUGCCAGGCUCUGAUGGUGCUGGUGAGGUUGUAGAGGUUGGAUGCAAGGUUGCUCAGUUCAAGAAGGGCGAUCGCGUCGCGACUCUCUUCAACCAGGGCCACCAAUAUGGCGAGAUUGACUCAUAUGCCGCUGGAACGGGCCUUGGAGGUGUAAUUGAUGGCACCCUUCGCGAGUAUGGUGUGUUCAAUGAGCAGGGUCUGGUUAAGGCACCUAGCAAUCUCACUGCCCUUGAGGCCAGCACCCUCCCAUGUGCCGCACUCACCAGUUGGAAUGCGCUAUAUGGCCUGAAGCCUUUGAAGCCUGGCCAGGUCGUUCUCGUUCAAGGAACCGGUGGUGUCAGCAUAUUUGGCUUGCAGUUCGCCAAGGCUGCUGGCGCAACAGUCAUUGCGACAACGUCUUCCGCCGAGAAGGCUGAGAAACUCAAGAAGCUCGGUGCUGAUCAUGUCAUUAACUAUAAGAAUGACCCAAACUGGGGCGAGACUGCUCGCAAGCUGACACCCGAUGCAGCUGGCGUUGACCACAUUAUUGAAGUGGGCGGCAGUGGAACUCUCCAGCAGAGCUUCAAGUGCGUGAAGUUUGAAGGUAUCAUUAGCGUCAUUGGCUUCCUUGGAGGCGUGGACCCAAAGACUCAGCCGACUGUCUUGGAAACAUUGAGUAACAUCUGUACUGUUCGUGGUGUUUAUGUCGGUAGCAAGGCCCUCAUGAAGGAUAUGAUUCGAGCCAUCGAGGCCAAUGAUAUCCAUCCUGUGGUUGACGACAAGGUAUUCACCCUUGAUCAGGCACGUGAGGCCUAUGAUUACAUGCUACGGUUCACAGUGACAAUCGAGUCCAGCAGCUCGUUCCCUACGCAAUCGUGGGAAGCGCAGAUUUGGCAUAAUAUUACUGGAUCCGAAUGGACAUCCUUGUCACUGCGGGAAGGCCGUCUUGAUCAUACACCUUUAUUAACUGGGGAUGAUAGCGAAUACAACUAUCAUCGCCAUGUAUUCUCGGGCGAGUUACUCCUGCCAGCAGCAGGUGGUCAUGCCCGGUUUACUGUGCGGUUUCGCACUGGCCCAGACACAGAUUGGCAAUGGGCAAACCAGAAACAUCCUGUGAGCGACGGUGAAAUUGUAUAUAGCCCACGCCAUUCCGACCUCGACAAGCGUGGGUCCACCGAUCCAACUACACAAGCUCCCGGAGGUGAUCUAGGAAGGUACAUUGAUAAUCUUAAUCACGAAUUGCAGAUUAAGUCGCGUUUGAGUGAAGCUCCAGGGUCAGUACUUUGGACGCUUUCUGGUGAUAUCGAUGCCGUUCAAGAUGGUGCAUCCACAAUCAAGCGACUUUCAAUUGGCACCCCUUCGUCGGUGGUGAGGUAUUUCUCACUGGUGCGUGUGUGGAGUCCAUGGCUAGGUCCCAGGCAUGGAAAAGAUAAAUUCCGACUGACCGAAGACGCGAUAUUGUGUUCUUUCUUGCGCGAAGAUGGUAGACAUCUUGUUAUGCUGGCUGUGUCGGGUGUCAAUGAUGUCUUGACGGUGUUUCGGUCAAAUGAAAAGGGUGAGGUUGUAGUCACAGCAAAGAGUGACAAUUCAGAGCCAUCGAGGUUUCAUGUGCUGGUCAGUGCCGCAGAAGACUUUGAAGUCGCCAUCUCCGCACUGAUCUACGAAGCUCGGAAAGUGGUCAGGCCGUUCGCAAACCAGACUAAUAUUGAUUUGGAAGAGCAAGUUCCAUUGUCUCCACCGGGUGACGAUAUGGUUAUUGUGGAGAAAGACCCAACUGCACAGUGGCUGUCUGAGUGGUUCGAUGGUCUGACGUAUUGUACCUGGAAUGGACUGGGACAGGAUCUUACGGAAGAGAGGAUUUUGCACGCCUUGGAUACAUUAAAGUCCAAUGGAAUCAAUAUUGUCAAUCUUAUUAUCGAUGAUGGUUGGCAGACUAACGACAAUGAAGGAAACUCUCAAUUCCAGCAAAGGUGGAAACAGUUCGAGGCACACCCAAAAGGAUUCCCCAAGGGACUGAAGCACACAGUGGAAGCUAUUCAUCGCGUGCAUCCUGCUCAAAGAUUCAAAACAAAGCAAGUGAAGAUCAAGGACCCUUCCACCAACGGCCCCAUCGCGAAAAAUCUGCCAGAUGGUAAAAUCCUUGCUAUCGAUCCUGAUGAUGUUCAACGAUUCUACGACGAAUUCUAUGGCUACCUUAGCUCGGUCGGCAUAGACUCCGUGAAGACCGAUGCACAAUUCUUUAUCGAUCUUCUUGAAGAUCCAGAAGACCGCCAGAGAUUCAUGACUUCUUAUCAAGAUGCGUGGUCUAUAGCAUCACUGAAGCAUUUCAGCACUCGGGCAAUCUCAUGCGGCUCAAUGACCCCUCAAAUAAUCUUCCAUUCACAAAUGCCCACCAACAAACCCACAAUUCCAUUGCGAAACUCCGAUGACUUUUUCCCGGAUGUUCCUGCCUCUCACCCGUGGCAUGUGUUCUGCAACGCUCAUAACUCCUUGCUCACCCGCUUCUUGAAUGUAUUGCCCGACUGGGAUAUGUUCCAAACAAGUCAUCCGUACGCAUCAUUCCAUGCUGCAGCACGAUGUGUGUCGGGAGGACCCAUCUAUAUCACCGAUGAGCCGGGCAAGCAUGACUUGACUGUGUUGGACCAAAUAGCUGCACCCACAGUCAAAGGAACUACGGUAAUCCUACGCCCUAGUGUCAUUGGACGCACAAUCGACAUGUACCACGGCUACAAUGAAGGACAUCUCCUGCGUGUGGGAAGCUACACUGGCUGGGCCAAGACUGGAAGUGGAAUAUUGGGCCUGUUCAAUAUUAAUUCCGCGCAGGCUUCAAGUAUAGUCUCCUUGAUGGAUUUCCCAGGGAUCCAUGAGGACUCCCACGGCCACUACAUUGUACGUGCACAUAGCAGCGGUAAGAUCUCCACUCGCAUGCGGCCCUUGACACAGAACUCCCUGGUUGCGGUUGUCCUGGAGCCAGAGGGCUGGGAGAUUCUCACUGCGUACCCGACUUGCUCAUUCACGCUGAAGGGAAGCCAUGGAUGUAACCCAUCUGGUGAUGGUCUGACACAUGUGGCUGUCCUUGGUCUUCUAGGCAAGAUGACCGGUGCAGCGGCUGUGGUGACUUCUGAUAUAUCUCUUGUUGAGAACGGCCGUUUGCGAUUUGACAUUAGCUUGAAGGCGCUGGGAACCCUGGGGAUUUAUUUCUCCGAUCUUCAAGACAGGACUAUUGCGCGGAACUUUAUGGUCAUGAUCUUGGGACGCGCAGUUCCGGAGGAGACGGUCUGGAUAGAAGGUGGAGAGACUGCUAAUGUGCUAGCAAUUGAUGUGUUGGCGGCUUGGAAGGCUAUGAAGUUGGACAGUGGGUGGAGCAAUGAGGCCUUUGUACAAGUGUUUGUGGGUUAA
Messenger RNA from Penicillium paradoxum, 3573 nucleotides. RefSeq names its product putative raffinose synthase protein Sip1. Gene Ontology annotation, molecular function: oxidoreductase activity. The record is from RefSeq and is a predicted model, not a curated record. NCBI's taxonomy places the organism in Eukaryota, Fungi, Ascomycota, Eurotiomycetes, Eurotiales, Aspergillaceae. The transcript has 5 exons. The coding region runs from base 1 to 3573 and encodes 1190 amino acids.